Molecule: messenger RNA, 534 nt
Organism: Schistosoma mattheei
Lineage: Eukaryota; Metazoa; Platyhelminthes; Trematoda; Strigeidida; Schistosomatidae
Source: the annotation of a GenBank genome assembly
AUGGGAGUUGCUUCAAAUAACGGUAUCACAGGGAAACUUGUUUUAACUGUCAUUAUAACAUGUCUUGGAUCAUCAUUUCUAAUCGGAUACAAUCUUGGAGUUUUGAAUCUACCAAGAAAGAAUAUUGAAACAUAUUUCAAUGAGACAGUUGUUCCAAAUACUCCAGGAUUAGAUUCAAACUUCUUCUACACUCAUGCCAGUACAAUAUUUGUAGUUGCCGCUGCGAUAGGAGCAUUCAGUUGUGGUUGGGUAGCUGAUGGAUUUGGUCGACGAAAUGGUUUAUUACUCAAUAAUGUUAUUGGCAUUAUCGGUGGUGUAAUUGUUGGUCCUUGUGUUCUUGUCCAGCAACCUGUGUUAUUAUAUGUUGGCCGUUUUGUUAUUGGUAUUAAUAGUGGCAUUACAAUUGGCAUAGCUUCACUUUAUUUAACUGAAGUGGCACCACGUGAUCUGCGUGGUGGUAUUGGUGCUUGUCAUCAGUUAGCUGUAACCAUUGGUAUUGCUUUCUCGUAUUUCAUUACAUUUUCAUUUCUGUGA